AUGGGUCCACUUCUUGCACCCCUGAUCUACACACAGAUCCCCGCCUUCGUCCUACAGAUCGGUAUAACAUUUGACUCGCGGGCUCCCUGGAAUUUUGCAACUUGCGCUGUGAUUCUCUUCGUCUGCUUGACUUGCAUUCAGCAUGCCAGGACUAAUAUCAUUUUUGUUGAUUAUUUCAUCGGCAUGGGAAUCACUGGCCUUGCUAUGGAUGCCAUACAUAUGACAUUGCUAGUCCAACCCCUUCACAUCUUCCGCCAUCAGAAGCAAACACAAUCAGCAUAUGAACUCCCUUGGUUCAAGAGGUUUAUAUGGGCUUCGCAGUUGUGCGGUUCACCCAGAGGAGUAGGUUGGAAUCAUCAAGUGAAAAACCUCCCUGAACACUCCGCAAAGUCAAGAAAAGAAUUUGUCCUUUCGCGUUUAAUGAAUGCAGCUAAGCACUUCCUGUGGUUCGACCUCGCACACUUCUACAUAAGGCACGACCCGGCGUUUCAGUCUGCUGCAGCCUUCGCAUCUCAGAUGCUCACCCGUCGCAUUCUUGCCUGCGGCGCAUUUUUGGUGUUCAAUUAUUGCAUCGGUGUUAUUAUACACUCGUUCAUAUCAGCUCUUGUCGUGAGUUGUACGUCGUCUGAGCCAAGCUCCUGGCCCGAUUUGUUUGGUAAAUGGGGGGACGCGUAUACGAUCAGACGAUUCUGGGGCCGGACUUGGCACCAAUUCCUUCGACGCUUUCUGAGCCCCUUUGGCCAAAAAAUGGCUUCAUUCCUCGGCUUCCAAUCCGGAACAAACGGAUCGUCCUACACUCAACUUUACACCGCCUUUUUCGUCUCCGCCAUAGCUCACUUAGGAGGUGACGCAAUACUCAACACCUCUCGCAUUGGGGUUUCCUCCCCUUUCUUCGUUUAUCAGGCAUUGGCCAUCACGUUUGAGGAUGGGGUUAUAGCUGCUGCACGCCGCGCGGGAGUGAGAGAGACGAAGUGGACGCGUGUAAUUGGGUAUGUGUGGGUGAUUUGUUGGUUCGUUGCUACUGCGACGCCGUGGGUCACUGCUGUUGGCGUUGCCGGGGUGGAAGGUGGGGGUCAACCAAUCCCCUCCAAUUUUCCACCUUCUUUAUGCGAUGUUCUAGUCAAAUAUUUGGGUGUAUAG
Molecule: messenger RNA, 1140 nt
Organism: Suillus paluster
Lineage: Eukaryota; Fungi; Basidiomycota; Agaricomycetes; Boletales; Suillaceae
Product: membrane bound O-acyl transferase family-domain-containing protein
Exons: 4
Coding region: 1-1140 (379 amino acids)
Biological process (GO): lipid metabolic process
Source: RefSeq, a predicted model, not a curated record